Molecule: messenger RNA, 529 nt
Organism: Cuscuta epithymum
Lineage: Eukaryota; Viridiplantae; Streptophyta; Magnoliopsida; Solanales; Convolvulaceae
Source: the annotation of a GenBank genome assembly
CCCAUCACGGCACUCUGCAAUGGCAAUCAAAGGCAAAUCCAGCGGCGGCGGCAGCAGCAGCGACCGCUCCAUUAUUAAUCGUGUCUCGGAGUCUUCAAUAGUCCGCAAAGGAAAGAGCGCCGCUUCUGACGCCGCAUACGUAAGCAAGCGUUUGGCCAAGAGUACCGGCAAGGCGGCGUGGAUCGCCGCCACCACUCUUCUUAUCAUCGCCGUCCCACUCAUCAUUGUAAUGGACCGGGAGCAGCAGCUCAACGAACUCGAUCUCCAGCAGGCCAGUCUCUUCGGCACUUCUCAACCUCCCUCUGUUGGCCCACCUCAAAAGUAAUCGGAUCUUACACUGUUAGUUUUGGUCUUUCCGGAAUUUAGAGUGCAUUUUCUUUUGUGGAAGGGUUUUAAUGUUUACGGAGUAUGAGGUAUUUCUGAUUGAUCGAUCAUAAUGUUGAAAAUUGAUAUGCUUACAUUAUCGACAAUUACUUGAAAAAAAAAAAAAAAAAAAAAAAAAAAAAAAAAAAAAAAAAAAAAAAAAAAA